Zygotorulaspora mrakii is the source of this 615-nucleotide messenger RNA. RefSeq lists its product as uncharacterized. The record is from RefSeq and is a predicted model, not a curated record. The transcript has a single exon. Lineage: Eukaryota; Fungi; Ascomycota; Saccharomycetes; Saccharomycetales; Saccharomycetaceae. The coding region runs from base 1 to 615 and encodes 204 amino acids.
AUGAAGUUUAGCUCUUUUCUAUUAGCCGCCGUUGUAUCAGUUGCCGUUGCAGUAAGAUUUGAUAUAAAAAAUGCAACAUGUACAAACCUUCAUGGUAGACACUGUGGCACCUAUGCGUUGAGAGUUGUUGGGACGAACGAUACUUUCUUGGGUGUCUCAACAUUUGUUGGCUCGGAGGCGCUCUCAGGAGGUGCUGAAUAUUCUUGGGAUCAGUAUUUGAAUCAAAAACCAGGAUUUUUAACGCGCUUAACUACUGUCGGAACAAACGAAACUGCUAAUUUCAAGCCAAUAACUAUGACCACUACCCGUCCUAAUUGUAACGUUCAGUCUAUCGACACGGGUAUGAUCGCAUUUGCUAACACUGUUACCAAUGAAAUUUCCUUCAAUGAUUGGGCCUAUACCGCUUUCAACUCUAGUGUUCCAACGGCUUUGGCUAACCAAUUGAUGAACUCGACUAGCGUUGGCGUUCAAUGUGCACAAUGCUGGCCCGGUUUCACUUCUACAUUGCUCAGUACCCCAACUGUCAAUAUUUUCAGUUCAGAUGAUAUUUUGCCACCAUGGUGUUCAGAAAUUGAAUUCGAACCGGUGUGUCCAGCAGAAGCAGGUUUUGCUUAG